Limanda limanda (common dab) is the source of this 2151-nucleotide messenger RNA. RefSeq names its product synaptonemal complex protein 2-like (gene sycp2l). Lineage: Eukaryota; Metazoa; Chordata; Actinopteri; Pleuronectiformes; Pleuronectidae. The record is from RefSeq and is a predicted model, not a curated record. Bases 1 to 2058 code for a protein of 685 amino acids. The transcript has 25 exons.
AUGGUAGAUGAUCUGAUUAUUUUCCAGGUGCAGCUGCAGAACUCUCUGAUUGGAGGAGACUCGUACCAGCUGGUGUCUCUUCUUCAGUCUGAAGGUCUGAGCAGCUCCAGCCUCAACACUCUCGACCAAUGGGUUACCAAGGAUCUGUGUGGGCGUGGCUUCAGCAGAGUCGUGGUCGUGCUGAAGUCGUUACGGAUCCUGUCAGAGAACAGAGGCGACGCUCAGACGCUCCUGGAUUAUGGACUGACUACAAAAGUGUUGCUGUGGUUCGAGGCUGUCCGUGACUUACUGACCUCUGACCUCCAUAAAAGCUCCGCCCCCCUACUGAGCCUGACUGAGGAGUUCUUCGACUACUUCCUGGUCCUGUCUCAGGCGUCUCUCCCAGUCAGUCAGCUGUCUGUGGUUCUUCUUCAGUUGGCUCAGUUCACCCUGGAACCAGAAAUCCACUUUCCCCUGAGACUGGAGGCCAUCAGAACCUUUAACAGCAUCCUGGAGUCUCUGAGCCGAGAGCAGCGGAAACUGAUCCAGAACGAGCAGAACCAGAACAAGAUACUGGAGCAGGUGGCAGCAGCUGUCCUCACAGUCGGUGACUACGAGCUGCAGGUCAGCCUAUCAGAGGCCCUGUGUCGUCUGACGCCCAAGAAGGAUCGGCAGCAGAGAGCCAAUCAGUGGUUCUGCAGUAGUGACAUCAGCGGCGCCUUUUGUGACAUCAUAGACCGAGACUUUGAGGUGGACUGCAGACGCUUCCUGAAUUUUGUGAACCGUUACCAUGGCGACCAGAGGAGAAUCUACACCUUCCCUUGUGUCCGGGCGUUUCUUGAUUCCACUGAGCUGUUUCCACCAAAAGACGACAAACUGGACGAGUUCUGGAUAGAUUUCAACGUCGGUUCAGGAUGUGUGAGCUUCUUCGUCAACGAGCCUCAGGGUUUCCUGUGGGGCUCCAUCCACCUGCUCAGAGAGGAUGUUGAUAACUGCAUUCUUCAAGUCAAACAAGACGGAUGCACUGGGGCGGAGACGGUCCUCAGUGUUCAGCUGAUCAAUCCCAUCAUGCAUCACAGCAGCCGAGGUCAGAAGGUGGAGCUUAGCUUCAACUGCGAACAUCUGAGAGAACUGGAGGAGGCUGCGGAGAGAGUCUUCAAGAGCGCCCCCUGUGGUUCAGAGCCAAUCAAGGCUCCGCCCCCUGCAAAGAGACACGAGGGUCGAUCGUACAACAGGAAGAAACCACAGAGCAAGAGUCAGCUGAAGAUUCUGCCUCUGUCGUCUCCCAGCAGCGACGAUGACUCCUCAGUGAUGAAGACUCCAGGAAUAAGUCAAGCCGAGUUUCUGUUUGAUCAGAUGAGACACUGGACUCCGAAGUACGACUCAGGUGCUCCUGUCCGUGCAGAACCACAGAUCUCACAGCAACAGGAGUUUGCAGGAAGUAGUUCUCCAUUACAAAAGGAAGUCUUCAGCAGAGAGAGGAAGCGAGUCGCUGCAGACUCAGGUUACCUGUCAGACCAAACUGAGGGCACGAUGGCCAAUAAGAGGAGGGUGGAGCCUCAGACAGAAGGGGUGGAGCCUCAUUCAUCAGUGACAGCAUGUUCACCGGAGGAGGCGGAGCCUCCCACAGAAGAGGAGGGGUUAUUUGAAGAACGGGCGGGGUCUAACGACAAGAGGGAGGCGCCCUUAAACACACCGGGGCCGGAGUCAGAACUGACGUCUGACAUCACGGCUGCUUUCAGAAGCUUCAAAGAACGACUGGAGCACAACUUCACCGGCGGCUGGACGACCAUCCAGAACCAGGUUCUCCUGUCGCUGAGAGAGAGUCAACAACAGGUGUCCUCACUGCUGACAGCUGUCCAUCAACACAGGUUGUUGCUGUUGCAGAAGUUUGAAAACGACGUCACUGAUCAACUAAAACAACUGGAAGAAAACUCAACAACUGUGAACAACAUGAACACACAGAUACUGAGUUUUUUCCAGACUGAGAUGCAGCGACUCGGCUCCUUCUGUGACGAACAUCAGCAGCGGUUGAAAUGUUUGGUGAACGGAGAAUCAGAAAAUCCUUCCAUUCAGUGAAGGAGAGAAGACGUCGUCCUAUCAGAACUCCUCAGAUCUGGUUUCAGUCGUCUGUUGGGAAUGAAAAUCCAGAUCAAUCAUCGUUGUUUUCCC